AUGUCAGCAGCUACAAAUGAACAGUAUGGGAAUGGACCAGUAAAUCCAAAUUUAAUCAAAUCAACUAUAAAUUCAUCUGCAAUUCCACCUGAACAUAAUGAACAAAAAAAAUUACAUCAACAACAACAACAAUUACAUCAACAACAACAAUUUCAACAACAACAACAACAGUUACAUCAACAACAACAACAAUUUCAACAACAACAGCCUGUCCAACAAUUUCAGAGACAACCACCCGUUCAGCAACAAUUUAUUAAACCACAACCAAAUCAACAAUUUAGACAACCACCGCAACAACAACCACCACAAAUACCUCAACAACCACAACAACAAAAACCACCUCAACAAGCACCACCUCCACCACCUCAAUCAAAUGAUGCAAGUUAUGAAAAGAGUAAAGAACAACCUGAGGAAUCAAGACCAAAACAAUCGGAACCACCAAAACCAACCAACAAAACUCCAAAUGAACAUCCUCAUAAGAUGAAGAAAAAAUUAGUUAGAAAAGCACCAGAUUCUAGUGCAUUAAAAUAUAAGCUUUGGUUAACCGGUCAUUUAAUGGCCCUUGGUUUUGGUAGUAUAAGUUUUUUAUUUCAAAUUUUAUGGUUACCUAAUAUCUGGUAUAUUAAUUCAAUAAGUUAUAGAUUAUCAUUAAUUGGAUCAAUGUUAGCUUUUACUGCAACUUUUAGUCAUAAAUUUGGAUUACAUUUUUUACCUCCAAUUGCAAGUUUAUUAAGUCAUCAAAACUUUCAAUAUUUGAUCUUAGCUUUUGUUUGGUGUUUCACUUUCAAAUCUAUUUUCAAAAUUAUUCCGUUAUGGUUGAUUAGUUUAUUGCACAUGGGUAAAUUGAAAAACAUUAGUUUUAUACUUAAAGAAUCAUCAUUUUUAGCUUCAUUUAUUGCGUACGAUGAAUUAGUAUUAAUUGUUUAUUUACUUUUACGUACUUUAUUUUUCAGAAAUGCAAGUGGUUAUCAAUUAAGUUUGUUUUUAGUUUUCUAUUGGCUUAGAAUUUUAUAUAACAAGGAAACUGGUAAUUUAUUUGGAGCUAUUGUUGAAAGAUUAGAUGGCAGAAUGACAGAAUUGAAGAAUCCAAAAGUUAAACAUUAUUGGUAUAAAAUUAAAGAAUUCAUUAAAGAAAAACAAAUACAAGAACAACAUGACAGUUAA
Messenger RNA from Lodderomyces jiufengensis, 1164 nucleotides. RefSeq lists its product as uncharacterized. The record is from RefSeq and is a predicted model, not a curated record. The coding region runs from base 1 to 1164 and encodes 387 amino acids. Gene Ontology annotation, biological process: endoplasmic reticulum tubular network organization; membrane organization. Gene Ontology annotation, cellular component: endoplasmic reticulum. NCBI's taxonomy places the organism in Eukaryota, Fungi, Ascomycota, Pichiomycetes, Serinales, Debaryomycetaceae. The transcript has a single exon.